Messenger RNA from Manacus vitellinus (golden-collared manakin), 957 nucleotides. RefSeq names its product ring finger protein 32 (gene RNF32). NCBI's taxonomy places the organism in Eukaryota, Metazoa, Chordata, Aves, Passeriformes, Pipridae. The record is from RefSeq and is a predicted model, not a curated record.
AUGGACUUGCUGCAGUGUGCUCAGUGCAAGAACACAAAGACAAUGAAGGUUUUGGAGUAUGUGUCAGCAACAGGAGACCGAGAGGUGCCUGAGGACUGGAAGAAAGCAAAUGUCACCCCAGUCUUCAAAAAGGACAAGAAGAAGGACCCAGGGAACUACAGGCCAGUCAGCCUCACCUCAAUCGCCAGAAAGCUGAUGGAGCACCUCAUUCUGGAAGCCAUCUCUAUCCACAUUGAUGACAAGAGGGUGAUCAGGUGUAGUCAACAUGGAUUCACUAAAGGGCUGCUCCUCCAAAAGAAAGAUGAUACAGUUUCUGCAGUUUGUCUGCAGGAUCAUAUAAUACACACUCAUCAGCUCCAGGAUUUUUCAUUAGCAGAACAUUUUAAGUCAAGGACAAGGGAUACCAAGAACAUUUACAAACCUGUGAACAAAGAAAUGGACAGAAGAAUAGUAGAUACUGGACUAAGAAAAAAGAGCACUCACCACAAAACCAAGGAAGAUGCAGAAAAGGAGUAUGUUCUUGAUCCCAGUACUCCACAGCUAAAGUUAGAAUGCUUUAAAGUCAGGUUUGGUUCUUGGGGUUAUUUUUCUCCUUUGAUAAAACAGGUGCUGCAUUCAUGCUCCCAUGUACUCCAUAAAGCAUGCCUGAAAACCUUUGGAAAACUUACAGGCAAAAAUUGUCCUAUGUGUAGAAAAGAGCAGUAUCAGACCAGAGUGAUACAUGAUGUGGCAUGUUUGGUUAAAAUAAAGUGUGCUAUUAGGUAAGCCUUACUUCUGCUACCUGUGUGUCACUGGACAGGAUAUAUUGUUAGAAAACCGUAGAAAGACUUGAGAGAAACAGUGCCUCCUAAGGAUAGUAAACUAAGAAAGCAAUUAUUUGAGAAAAAGUUAUGUUGCAUUCGCUUCUUUGGUCUGCUUCUUUUGUGUGAUUCACCUUCCUUAAAUCAGAACUCCUAA